Molecule: messenger RNA, 3359 nt
Organism: Linum trigynum
Lineage: Eukaryota; Viridiplantae; Streptophyta; Magnoliopsida; Malpighiales; Linaceae
Source: the annotation of a GenBank genome assembly
AGUCUUCAGUCCACUGUAGUAUGAAGACCAAUUUUGAAAAGCUCCACUGACAGGGCAAGACGUAUCAACAAAUUCUUAACAUAGAACAUAAUCCAAUUAAAGAAUUAACCAAACCAAAACAAAGCUGAUAAGGCAAGUGGAGUUAAUACAGGGAGGAAGAGAAGAAGAAGAAGAAGAAGAAGAAGAAGAAAAAGCGAACCCGAAGAGAGGAAUAAUGGAAGAAUUUACAGACAAGGAGGAUUGGUUGGAUGUUAGCUCUGCGUUGAGGAGGGAGAAGAAGGAAGGAGUAAAGCAAACAGAAGGGCGGGGGGACGCCUCUUUUCUGCGUUACUGUUUACCCUGUGAACCUCUCACGAGGAAUCUGCUGCUCCUUUUACCUGCUUUCCCUUUACCUCUCCUUUUUAUCAUCUCUCUCAAAAACUCUCUCUUCCCACUAAAUACUUUCUCUUCCCACAUUCUGCUCUGCCUCACUACGCGAUCGCUCAGUCUGCUCAUUGAAGGUAUUUCCUUUCUUCUUAUGUGUAUCUUGUGCUGUGUAAAUUUUUGUUGCCCCCCCUCCAUGCGUAAAGUUCCUUGUGCUGCUCUUUCUGUAGUGGUUAGUUUAUUUUUGCUCCAAUCUGUCAUGGGUUUUGAUGAUACGAUAAGGGUCUUUGCUAAAGUUGGCGACUUGUUAGUGUUGUAUCUUAUGUGGGUUGAAUUCAAAGCUCGAGACUUUGCACUGUUGUCAAAUGAGAAUUAUGGUUGAAAAUAGCUUUAGUUGUUCAUAUAUUUGUCUCGAGCUCCUUAUUUGAAGAGACCCCAUUAAGUGUUUGUCUCGUGCAAUUCUUGUGGAUCCCAUUCUCUUUUUGUUUAUCUGUGUUUUCUUGGUCCUUUAGAUGGUGACAAUUAAAACAUGAUUGUGUGGCUUAUAGCUGCUGAUGGAUGGCAGUAUUGUUAUCUGGCUUUCUGUUUAAGUGAAAUGUUGUUAAUGUGUGAAGAUUUGUGAAUGUAGGUCAUACCGUUGCUUUGAGGAUCAUCUUGGUGCUGGUAAUAAGUUGGUGCAUUUGUGAAAGAAAGGGUCUGGUUCUAAAGGCUUGAGCGUAUGCCUGCAAACCAGUACCACGGUAACUCAACCCCGUACCCAGGUCGUGUGGAGCGGCUUCUAAGGGAAAGGGAGCUGAGAGAGCUGAGGAGAAGCAAUAGGGCUGAGGCGAAGGGUAAUCAUAGUCACAGGGGUGGUGAAUCAAGUGAAUUACUAGACUUCCGCUUCAGACAGAAUAGUGACCCUCAGAAGAGUUCCUACAUUGAACAGUACCUGGAAGAAGCUGCUGCUGCCACAAGGCAUGAUGUCAGGCCUUUAAGGCAGAGGUUGCUGGUGGUGGCUAAUCGGCUGCCGGUUUCUGCUGUUAGAAGAGGUGAAGAUGCUUGGUCUUUGGAAAUCAGUGCAGGAGGUCUUGUUACUGCUCUUCUCGGUGUGAAUGAUUUUGAGGCAAGAUGGAUAGGCUGGGCUGGUGUUAAUGUGCCUGAUGAGGUAGGACAGAAGGCACUUACAAAAGCUUUGGCUGAAAAAAGGUGCAUACCUGUAUUCCCUGACGAAGAGAUUGUCCAUCAAUAUUACAAUGGUUACUGCAACAAUAUACUGUGGCCUCUGUUUCACUAUCUUGGCCUUCCACAAGAAGAUCGCCUCGCGACAACAAGGAGCUUCCAGUCACAAUUUGCUGCAUAUAAGAAGGCCAAUCAGAUGUUUGCUGAUGUAGUGAAUAAGCACUACGAGGAUGGGGAUGUUGUUUGGUGCCAUGAUUACCAUCUUAUGUUCCUUCCAAAAUGCCUCAAGGAAUAUAACAGUAACAUGAAAGUUGGCUGGUUUCUCCACACGCAUUUUCCUUCCUCCGAAAUCCACAGGACACUGCCUUCUAGAUCAGAGCUACUCCGUUCAGUUCUCGCGGCAGAUUUAGUAGGAUUUCAUACAUAUGACUAUGCAAGGCACUUUGUUAGUGCUUGUACCCGUAUUCUUGGACUUGAAGGGACACCUGAAGGAGUUGAGGAUCAAGGCAAGCUAACUAGGGUGGCAGCUUUUCCAAUAGGGAUAGAUUCAGAAAGGUUUAUAUCAGCGCUUAAGCUCCCUAAGGUGCAGGAGCACAUAAAAGAACUGACGGAAAGGUUUCGUGGCCGUAAGGUGAUGCUAGGGGUUGAUCGUCUCGAUAUGAUUAAGGGAAUACCACAUAAGAUACUUGCAUUUGAGAAGUUUCUUGAGGAGAACCCUCUAUGGCGUGAUAAAGUUGUUCUGCUGCAAAUUGCUGUGCCAACAAGAACUGAUGUUCCUGAAUAUCAGAAACUUACAAGUCAGGUUCAUGAAAUCGUUGGGCGCAUUAAUGGCCGAUUUGGGACACUGACUGCUGUUCCAAUACAUCACCUGGAUCGGUCCUUGGAUUUUCUUGGCCUAUGUGCAUUAUAUGCUGUUACUGACGUAGCGAUUGUAACCUCAUUGCGAGAUGGAAUGAAUCUCGUUAGUUAUGAGUUUGUAGCAUGCCAAGAUUCAAAGAGAGGUGUUCUUAUUCUCAGCGAGUAUGCAGGUGCAGCACAAUCUCUAGGUGCCGGGGCAAUCCUUGUGAACCCUUGGAACAUUACCGAAGUUGCCGAUUCAAUUCGUCAAGCUUUGACCAUGUCUGCUGAGGAAGAGAGAAACGACACCAUCAUAAUUUUGACCAUGUUACAACCCACACAACUCAAGAAUGGGCAGAAAUGUUUGUGAGGUACCUCAUUAUCAUACAUUCUCAUAGAACUCAAAUUAUAUUUUAGAAUGCGUGGAUUCUCUAUGAUGAGUUCACGAAUUCUAUUUUGACCGAAGUUCAUACUUCAGAAAGUAUGUGUUCCUCCUUUGACAUGGAAUUACUGUAUCGAUAAUCGCAUACGUGAGAUUCUGACUCUGACCAUCUUAAAUUGCUGUAUUUUUUUCUGGACAGUGAGCUCAAUGAUACAGUGGUUGAGGCACAACUAAGGACGAGGCAAGUCCCACCCGGGCUUCCACAGGGAGAUGCGAUUGAAUGUUAUCUCAACUCCCACAAUCGAUUGCUCAUACUGGUAUGCUUUCAACCCUUAAGCCUUUGUCUUUGUGCCCCAGUUUGUCCAUUUCAAAAACAUCGCCUCGAGAAAAGGACUAGAAUUGUUUCUAAAAUACUUAUAGAACUGAACAUAUCCUAGAUUGAAGAAUGCACCAUUUUUCUUUCGUGGGACCGACUUCUCUGGAGUGCAUUUUCAAAUGCUUACAACCCUCGUGUAUUUUUUUUAAUGAAAACUACCCUCGUGUAUUUGAGUUGCAUCAUUCUAAUUCAUUUGAGAUUACAGUGCCUAAUACACUCAAACAAAUCAAAAGUGUCAAC